AUGAAUUAUCAUCAAUUAAAUUCUCAUUCGAUAUCUCAUCAAUUACUCAAGAAAUCCAAUCCGAAAGAUGAAUGCAUUCGAUUAACUUCAACAAAUGUCUUGAGAAUUUUUCAUUAUUUGCCGACCAUCAUUUGUCUUGUGGGAAAUCUUAGUUCCAUGUCUCAAGAUAUCUUUGAAGAAAUUUAUGUUGUGCACAUGACCUGUGACAACUAG
Clunio marinus is the source of this 213-nucleotide messenger RNA. Lineage: Eukaryota; Metazoa; Arthropoda; Insecta; Diptera; Chironomidae. The record is from the annotation of a GenBank genome assembly.